Molecule: messenger RNA, 1741 nt
Organism: Chara braunii
Lineage: Eukaryota; Viridiplantae; Streptophyta; Charophyceae; Charales; Characeae
Source: the annotation of a GenBank genome assembly
CGGAGAAGUGGUUGAGGUGGACAUCGAAGGCCGAAGGAAAGCUGACUGAAGUGUAAAAGUCGGUUGCAGAACGGCCAAACAUCAAAAUGGACGUACUCAGGAAGCAAGCCGCGAAGGUGCGGGACCAGGUCACAAAACAGCAAGCGGCUGUGCUUGGAAAGUUUGGGCACAAGGCAGAAUCAAAUGUUGUCAUUAUCGGCGAGCAAGAGCUUCAGCGCCAUCAGCAGUUGGAGAGACUGAGUGCAUCUACCAGUAUGGGAAAGGGAUUCCAGCGGGAUAUUGUGAAGGCAGUUGAUGGCUUGGUGGGAACUGGAAACAAGACCAGUGAAGUAGCAACGAAGCUUGCAGAUGACUGUCGCAGAUACAGCACGGAGGCGUCUAGUUCCCCUUUUCCGCUAAAGCGUUCUGCGCAACUGUAUUCACAAGCUCGAGGACAAGUGGAGAUGGAGAGGGAUAUGAUGCAUCGGUACCUUGGACUUCAGGUUGUUGAGCCACUGAAGGCCAUGGUGAUGGGGGCACCUUUGGAGGAAGCUCGGGCACUGAUGAAGCAGUAUGAGAGAGUGCGUCAGGAGGCGCAGAUACAGGCAAGUAUCCUGGUGGAGUUAGAGCGAACCUUCUACCUCAGAGCUGCAGAGGUCCUGGAGCAAGUUCUAGCUCAGAUGAAUGCUGACAGAUCACAGACAGAUACAACACCACCAAUGGGAAUGCGAGAGGACAUAACAGGGAAUACGACACAUCAGCAGGCGAAUGGCAAGGAGGAGUCUGCGCAGCGAAGCCCCCCUCAGGCUUUCCAGUUUUUCCUGGCCGAGGUUAUGUUUCCUUUCGAAGCAGAGACAGUAGGUGAAAUGACACUGACCAAGGGUGACUUCGUAGUUGUCCGCCAGGUGACCGGGACGGGAUGGGCAGAAGGGGAGUGCAAAGGUAAGGCCGGAUGGUUCCCGUCUACGUUUGUGGAACACAGGCAGCGCGUCCCAGCAAGUAAGAUUAUGGAAGUUGGAGUUACUGCAUAAGAGCGGAUGGAUGCUUUGCACGAAGAGGGGUGAGCAGAGUGGACGAUUGAAGAGGAAGGGGGGNGACUUCCGCCCUCUCUGCAUUCCUCUCUGCUGUUCCAGAAUGUGUGUGUGUGUGUGUGUGUGUGUGUGUGUGUGUGUGUGUGUGUGUGUGUGUGUGUGUGUGUGUGUGUGUGUGUUUCACUGGCAGCUGUUGGUGAGUGCAGCACAUCGUUGCGAUGUAUUAGCAACACGAAACGAGCUGAUUACAGCAUUGCGUUGUCGUUUCAGGGCAUGCCAACUGGCAGACAAUGCCUCUCUGAGGGUAGAGGUGGAUGUGGAGUGGGUGAUUGAAGAAUUGCAUUGCCCACAAGUAUAGUACUUCUCACCUCAGUCGUCUGUGCAUUCCUGUGUUGUUCCGGUACAUGUUAACAUACGCUGAUUAGGGCAUUCGUUCGCCGUAUCAGGGCAUGCUAAUCAGUAGAGCAUUUCGUUGUGAGGGUAGCGGGCAGAUGUGAACCGGCAGGCAGUCAGCGGUACCACAGGGUCCACUUUGGGGAGUGCCGGUACCAGCGGUAGGAAGUUCGCUCCGCUAUCAUGAUCAUGAUCAUGAUCAUGAUACUUAUUUAAAACUGGUCUCGAAUGAGAAUAAAUUGAGUGUCAAGUGACGAAUUCCAUGAUUAAACCACCAGAGUACCUUUCCCAUAUAUCGGUCAUGGGCAGUGGAAAAAAAAUCAAAUGGCCUCAACUGG